Messenger RNA from Fundulus heteroclitus (mummichog), 1283 nucleotides. It is a transcript of the gene unga, whose product is annotated as uracil DNA glycosylase a. Gene Ontology annotation, cellular component: nucleus; mitochondrion. The record is from RefSeq and is a predicted model, not a curated record. Lineage: Eukaryota; Metazoa; Chordata; Actinopteri; Cyprinodontiformes; Fundulidae. Gene Ontology annotation, biological process: base-excision repair, AP site formation via deaminated base removal; base-excision repair. The transcript has 6 exons. The coding region runs from base 53 to 970 and encodes 305 amino acids. Gene Ontology annotation, molecular function: uracil DNA N-glycosylase activity.
ACGAUCAUCGCGGUGUUGUCGAACGUUGCCGAAACGGCUCCGCUAGCUUAACAUGCUACUGUUAGCCCCGCUGCUGGGUCGACUGUUUUUAACGCCCUCUUCUCUCCGAGGAACGCGUUUCUCACCGGCUUUGUGUUUUUUUGCCCAAUAUACCAAAAUCCUUCAGAAGAAGCAGAAAUGCGCCGCGGGGGUUCCCGAAGCGGAAAGCCCGCCUGCCAGCCCUCUGUCCCCGGAGCAGCUGGACAGGAUAGCCCGCAACAAGAGAGCGGCGCUGGAGAAGCUGGCUUCCGCUCAGAGUCCUCCGGGUUGCGGGGAGAGCUGGAGGAAGGAGCUGGCCGCUGAGUUUGGGAAGCCCUACUUCAAACGGCUGAUGCAUUUUGUUUCUGAAGAGAGGAAACGCCACACAGUUUACCCACCUGCUGAGCAAGUGUUCACCUGGACCCAGACGUGCAGCAUCAGGGAUGUCAAAGUGGUCAUUCUAGGUCAAGAUCCGUAUCAUGGUCCUGGUCAAGCUCACGGGCUGUGCUUCAGUGUGAAAAGACCAGUUACUCCCCCUCCCAGCCUGGAGAACAUGUACAAAGAGCUGGCCUCAGACAUCGAAGGCUUUCAGCACCCAGGGCACGGAGAUCUGACGGGAUGGGCCAAACAGGGUGUGCUGUUGCUCAACGCCGUGCUGACUGUCAGAGCGCACCAGGCCAACUCACACAAAGACAAAGGCUGGGAGGCCUUCACUGACGCUGUGGUGCAGUGGCUCAGCAGCAAUCUGGAGGGCGUCGUCUUCAUGCUGUGGGGAUCAUACGCGCAGAAAAAAGGGGCUUCCAUUAACCGGAAGCGUCACCACGUCCUGCAAGCUGUGCAUCCUUCCCCGCUGUCUGCUCAUCGAGGCUUUUUUGGCUGCAGGCACUUUUCAAAGGCCAACGAGCUGCUAGAGAAAUGUGGAAAGUCUCCCAUAGACUGGAAGGCUCUUUAACUUCUAUGUUAGCUUUUCUAACGCACAUGUUGAGUAACUACAGACCAAAUCCACCUAUAAGCUUUUGGGUUCUUCUUUCAGCAAAAGUAUGUGAUAUUCAUGUUUUCAUGAAACAGUUCAUGUCAGCAGGUUGUUUUGUUUUUAUAGCAUUCUUUAAACUCAGCUGUAUUUUUUUUGUUUAGAUCGUCUGCGUUGACUGAAUUCACUUUUGUAAAUAUUUGUAUACUCUUUCUGCCUUUUUAGUUUGCACAUUAAAGUUCCCGUUCUCACUUUUUUAUGUAAUGUUUGGUACAUUAAAAAGUUUUCUACAGUA